Chaetura pelagica (chimney swift) is the source of this 3075-nucleotide messenger RNA. RefSeq names its product protein argonaute-1. The record is from RefSeq and is a predicted model, not a curated record. Lineage: Eukaryota; Metazoa; Chordata; Aves; Apodiformes; Apodidae. The coding region runs from base 1 to 2574 and encodes 857 amino acids. Gene Ontology annotation, molecular function: RNA binding; protein binding. The transcript is spliced from 19 exons.
AUGGGUGCAGGACCUUCUGCAGCAGCCCCAAGCGCAUACCUGCCCCCCUUGCAGCAGGUAUUUCAAGCGCCGCGUCGACCCGGGAUAGGAACCGUUGGGAAGCCCAUCAAGCUCUUAGCCAACUACUUUGAAGUGGACAUUCCCAAGAUUGAUGUGUAUCAUUAUGAAGUGGAUAUCAAGCCUGACAAAUGUCCACGCAGAGUCAACAGGGAAGUUGUGGAGUACAUGGUACAGCACUUCAAACCACAGAUCUUUGGUGACCGAAAGCCAGUCUACGAUGGGAAGAAGAACAUCUACACUGUCACAGCCUUACCCAUCGGAAAUGAGAGGGUUGACUUUGAGGUGACGAUCCCAGGGGAAGGCAAGGACAGGAUAUUUAAGGUCUCCAUCAAAUGGAUGGCCAUCGUGAGCUGGCGCAUGCUGCACGAGGCCCUGGUCAGUGGGCAGAUCCCUGUUCCCCUGGAGUCUGUCCAGGCGCUGGACGUUGCCAUGAGGCAUCUGGCUUCCAUGAGGUACACUCCCGUUGGCCGCUCCUUCUUCUCCCCCCCCGAAGGUUAUUACCACCCCCUGGGUGGUGGCAGGGAGGUCUGGUUUGGUUUCCACCAGUCGGUCAGGCCUGCCAUGUGGAAGAUGAUGCUCAACAUUGAUGUGUCAGCCACGGCCUUCUACAAAGCCCAGCCUGUGAUCGAGUUCAUGUGUGAGGUGCUGGACAUCCGGAACAUUGACGAGCAGCCCAAGCCCCUGACGGACUCGCAGCGAGUGCGUUUCACCAAGGAGAUCAAAGGUCUGAAGGUGGAGGUCACCCACUGUGGGCAGAUGAAGAGGAAAUACCGCGUGUGCAACGUUACCAGGCGGCCGGCCAGCCACCAGACGUUUCCCCUGCAGCUGGAGAGCGGUCAGACAGUGGAGUGCACAGUGGCUCAGUACUUUAAGCAGAAAUACAACCUGCAGCUGAAGUAUCCCCACCUACCCUGUCUCCAGGUUGGCCAGGAGCAGAAGCACACGUACCUGCCCUUGGAGGUGUGCAACAUCGUGGCAGGCCAGCGGUGCAUCAAGAAGCUCACAGACAAUCAAACAUCAACCAUGAUAAAAGCAACGGCCAGGUCUGCCCCAGACAGGCAGGAGGAGAUCAGUCGCCUGAUGAAGAACGCCAGCUACAACCUGGACCCAUACAUUCAGGAGUUUGGGAUCAAGGUGAAGGAUGACAUGACGGAGGUGACGGGGAGGGUCCUGCCCGCGCCCAUCCUGCAGUACGGAGGCAGGAACCGGGCCAUUGCAACUCCCAACCAAGGCGUGUGGGACAUGCGAGGGAAGCAGUUCUACAACGGCAUUGAGAUCAAAGUCUGGGCCAUUGCCUGCUUUGCCCCGCAGAAGCAGUGUCGGGAGGAGGUGCUGAAGAACUUUACGGACCAGCUGCGCAAGAUCUCCAAGGACGCGGGGAUGCCCAUCCAGGGCCAGCCCUGCUUCUGCAAGUACGCCCAGGGGGCAGACAGUGUGGAGCCCAUGUUCCGACACCUCAAGAACACCUAUUCGGGCCUUCAGCUCAUCAUUGUCAUCCUGCCAGGGAAAACACCCGUGUAUGCUGAGGUGAAGCGCGUUGGGGACACCCUCCUGGGAAUGGCCACACAGUGUGUCCAGGUCAAGAACGUGGUGAAAACCUCCCCUCAGACCCUUUCCAACCUCUGCCUCAAGAUCAACGUCAAGCUUGGCGGGAUCAACAACAUCCUUGUGCCUCACCAGCGCUCUGCUGUCUUUCAGCAGCCAGUGAUCUUCCUCGGGGCCGAUGUCACUCACCCACCGGCAGGAGAUGGGAAGAAACCCUCCAUAACAGCUGUUGUGGGCAGCAUGGAUGCCCACCCCAGCCGGUACUGUGCCACCGUGCGUGUGCAGCGUCCUCGCCAGGAGAUCAUCGAGGACUUGUCCUACAUGGUGAGGGAGCUCCUCAUCCAGUUCUACAAAUCCACCCGCUUCAAACCCACCAGGAUCAUCUUCUACCGUGAUGGUGUUCCCGAGGGGCAGCUCCCACAGAUCCUUCACUAUGAGCUCCUAGCAAUCCGAGACGCCUGCAUCAAGCUGGAGAAGGAUUACCAGCCUGGCAUCACCUACAUCGUGGUCCAGAAAAGGCAUCACACCCGUCUCUUCUGUGCAGACAAGAACGAGAGGAUUGGGAAGAGUGGGAACAUCCCAGCAGGAACAACAGUGGAUACAAAUAUCACCCAUCCCUUUGAGUUCGACUUCUACCUGUGCAGCCAUGCAGGCAUUCAGGGCACGAGCCGCCCAUCCCAUUACUACGUGCUCUGGGAUGACAACCGGUUCACAGCAGACGAGCUGCAGAUCCUCACCUAUCAGCUGUGCCACACCUACGUGCGCUGCACCCGCUCCGUCUCCAUCCCAGCCCCGGCCUAUUACGCGCGGCUGGUGGCGUUCCGAGCUCGGUACCACCUCGUGGAUAAGGAGCAUGACAGUGGCGAGGGCAGCCAUAUAUCUGGACAGAGCAACGGCAGAGACCCCCAGGCCUUGGCAAAGGCUGUGCAGGUUCAUCAGGACACUUUACGUACCAUGUACUUUGCUUGAAAGCCUAACUUUUGUUACCUCACUCAAGAAAGCUUUCAGAUUUGUAGGAGCCAUACAAAAAAGGAAGCAUUGGGACACCUUGUUGUUGUUUUUUUUUCCAAUGAGAAAUCACUGCAGGGCAGGCAGCGUCGGUUUGAGGCAGGAGACCAGCACCACGGGACAGAAAGAUCCAACACCUUUGUAGGAUUGGAAGAGACUUUGACGAUUAUUUUUUUUAAUUUUUUCUUGCUUUGCAAAAUUUUGACCUGACCAAACACAUGAAGGCAUUCAAGGAAGGGAUAAAACUCCCAGGAGGCGGAAGCAGGUUUUCAUUUUCAAGAUGCAAUACUAGAGACUCCUGUCUGUGAACUGGUGGAUUUGGUUCUCUGUUGCCCACCAGGUGCUGGUAGGUAUUUUUGUGGGGGUUGGGGGGAGGGGAUUUUUAGAGCCUUAAAACAGAAGACUAGAUUUAUAAAACUAAUAUUUUAGAAUAUGAGAUGCUUUAAUGGGUUAAGGGGAAAA